This is a messenger RNA of Chara braunii, 3752 nucleotides long. The record is from the annotation of a GenBank genome assembly. Lineage: Eukaryota; Viridiplantae; Streptophyta; Charophyceae; Charales; Characeae.
CCUGGGCAGGAGGGCAAAAGGUAAGGAGUUGGAUGGACAAGUUCAGGACUUGGACGGUACUAAGACCUAAAGCGGGCAACGACGAGCAAAUCGAAUUGUGGAAACAACAUUCUGAAAGGGUAGGGAAAAAAAAAAACUGCAAAUGCCAAAUUGAGAUUGUAAUUUGGAACGGAUGGCAACUAGAAGAAGGAGAGAUGGAUGGAGAGGGAGGGAGGAAGGAGGAGGGAGAAAGGGAGGAGGGAGAGAGGGACGAAGAAGAAGGGAGGAAGGAGGAGGGAGAAAGGGAGGAGGGAGAGAGGGACGAAGAAGAAGGGAGGAAGGAGGAGGGAGAAAGAAAGGGAGGAGUAAAGAGGGAGUAGUGAGUCGACAUGUGGAGGGAGAAAGAGAGGACGAAAGAGGCGGGAGAAGUGAGGUGGUGCGUAGAGGAGGGAGAAAGGGAGGAAGGAGGAGGCAGAAAGGAGGGAGGAAGGAGAGAGGUAGAGGUAGAUGACGAAAGAAGGGAGAGGAGGAGGGAGGGAGGAGGAGGGAGGGAGGAGGAGGGAGAGAUGGACGAGGAAGAAGGGAGAGCAGAGGAGGGAGAAAAGGAGGAAGCGGGAGGGAGAAAAGGAGGAAAGAGGGGGCAGCGAGUCGAGUCAGUUGACGCGUGCACGAUGGGAGGGGUGGAGGUGUCGCGCGGAGUGAAAGGCCCUGCCGCUAACCAGAACAAGUCUGAUCUCAUCCUGCUUCGGCCCGUGAUCAACCAUCGCAGGAUCAAAGGGUUAUUAGACUGUGGAGCCACUCGCAACUUCAUGUCUCCCAGUGCAGUCCAAAAACUGCAUCUGGGCCUGAAAGUGGUGCAGCUGCAGCAACCGCUGCAGGUCCGCAUAGGGGACUCCACUGUUCUGACCAUCAGGGAGAAGGUCAGGGGCAUCCCUGUUACCUUCGACAGUGCGGGAGAAUUCAGACAUAGUCUGAACUUCUACAUUUUCCCUGACCUCCCCUUUGACCUUGUGUUCUCUAUGCAAUGGCUGAGAGCAGUCAACCGAAGGAUCGACUGGCAGAUCCCCAAGGUUGAACUGCCAAACAGCAAGGGGGUAUAUCAGCCUUGUAUGCUUGCAGCUGAUUACCACCCUCAGACAUCUUGCUUCUGCUUGAGAGCGAGAGAGUUUUAUGCUCUCUCUCGCCAGUAUGAUCAUGAGCGUCUGUUCAUCGCUCUGGUCAAGCAGACAAACGUUCCCUCUACUCCCUGUCCUCCUGAGAUACAACAGGUUGUGGACCAGUGUGCUGAUCUGAUGCAGGAGCCCUUUGGGUUACCCAACCGGCCAACCAAGCAUCAUAUUGAGCUGCUGCCUGGGGCGGUUCCUCCCAAGGGCCGCAUCUACAGGAUGUCACCUGCUGAGUUUGAGGAGCUCAGGCGACAGCGUGAGACCCUGACCAGCAAGGGCUGGAUCAGGCCCAACACUUCUGAAUUCGGUGCCCCAGUCCUCUUUGUUCCAAAGGGGAGUGGCAAGUUCAGAAUGUGCAUUGACUACAGGGGUCUCGACAAGAUCACUAGGAAGAGUACAGAGCCACUUCCUAGGAUCGAGGACCUACUGGAUAUGGUCCAGGGCUGUACCAUUUUCAGCAAAGUCGACCUCAAAUCUGGCUACCACCAGAUUGAGAUGGCAGAGGAGGACGUCCACAAGACGGCCUUCAAAACCAGGUAUGGUACUUAUGAGUACCUGGUGAUGCCGUUUGGACUUUGCAAUGCACCUGGCACAUUCCAGACUGAGAUGCACCGCAUCUUCAGGCCGUACCUGGAUAAGUUUAUGAUUGUCUACCUGGAUGAUAUCCUGGUAUUCAGCAAAACUACCAGGGAACAUGCGGAGCACCUAGCUCUAGUCCUUCAGUCGUUACGUGACAGCCAGUACAAGAUCAACAGGGAGAAAUCCUCUUUUGGAGUUCCCUCUGUUAUCUACCUGGGUCAUGUAAUCUCUGGAGAUGUCCUUCAGCAGGAUGAUGGUAAUGGUCUGAGACCUGUAGAGUUUAUGAGUAAGAAGAUCGAAACUUAUAACCUUCAGGACUCUACCUACAAGAAAGAGCUAUAUGCUCUUGUCAGUGCCCUGAAACAUUGGAAGCACUUUCUCCUGGGCAGGCACUUCAAGAUCUUUUCUGAUCACUCCACCCUGCAGUGGUUGAAGUCCCAGAGAGAGUUGAAUGAUAAAUUGGCACGCUACAUCCAGUUCAUUGAUCUGUUUGACUUUGAAUUGAAGCAUAAGAAGGGCUGCUACAACAAGGUAGUAGACGCCCUCUCUCGUAGGCCUGACUCCUUUGCGUUGAUCUCCUCUACUCACUCCUUUGGAGAGGAGGUCCGUCAGACCAUCGCUCGUUUGCUGCCUCAGGAUCCGACUUAUGGACCCAUCAUCAGGAAUCUGCGAGCAGAUCCUAAUUCUGAACCUGGCUAUGCCCUGAGUUUAGAUAUGCUGUAUACUUACAGCAGAGGAGAGGAGCGCUUGUGCAUCCCUGAGGAUCAGCAGUUGAGGAUACUGCUGAUGUCAGAGUGCCACGACGCGCGUGGACACUUUGGGUUCCUAAAGUCAUAUGCAGCCCUGUCGCAGCGCUUCUUCUGGAAGGAGAUGCGGAGUGAUAUGCUGCGCUAUGUGGACACCUGUGAGCUCUGCCAAAGGAACAAGGUUCAACGUAAACCUCCUUUGGGAUUGCUCAAACCUUUGCGCAUACCUGAUGGUCCUCCCCAGUCUGUGUCUAUUGAUUUCACAGACUUAGGCAAGACUACCCCUCGUGGCAUGCGUCAGGUCAUGGUCUGCGUGGACAGGUUCUCCAAAUACGCAGAGUUCAUCCCCUUGCCAGAGGUAGCCAGGGUACCGGCUGUGAGAGCAGCCUUUUCUGAGUGGUGGGUCACACACCAUGGACCGCCCACCUCUAUUGUGAGUGAUCGAGACCCUAGAUUCUGCGGCGAUGAGUGGCAGUCCUACUGCAAGGACUAUCUGCACUCACGCUUGGACAUGACUUCUGACCGUCAUCGUGAAGCCAAUGGGUUGGCUGAAGUGAUGAACCAGGUCCUGUUCCAGUUGUUACGUCCUGUGAUCUCUCCUGAUCAGCAGGACUGGGAUCUCCACUUGGCGAGGGCACAACUCAUGUAUAACAUGUCUCUCCACUCCUCGACAGGGUUUAGUCCCUACCGGUUACAUUGGGGACGUGAGCCACGACAGCCUCUCGAUGAUAUCAUCGACAAGUCUAAGCCUGACCUUACCCCAGGCAUUGCUGAGUUCGUUAGACGCUAUCGUCUGGAUGUGGAAAGAGCCCGGGCGAACUUGUUCAAGGCCCAAAAGGCCAUGAUUGAACAAGCUAACCGCCACAGGCGGCCUUCCCCCAUCCGUACGGGUGACUAUGUCUGGGUGGCCAGUUCUGAGUUGUCGAGGGAGGAGGAUAUUUCUCCCAAGCUGUUGCCACGCUACCUGGGUCCGUGGCAGGUUCUAGAUACAGUGGGCGCUGAUCCUUUUGGCCCAUCGUACGUCAUUGACGUGCCCCUGCAUCUACGAACCUAUCCGGUCUUCCAUGCAUCUAAGCUGCUGCCUUUCAUACCAGCUGAUGCAUUCUCGGACCGGCCCCCUCAAUGGGGCCCACCAAUCCCUGGAAAGGGAUAUGAUGUGGUGGCCAUUGAGGACGAGUGGGGCACUGGCCCCAACCAGUAGUAUCUUGUCAGGUUUGCGUUCCAGCCUCCUUCUGAGAACCGGUGGUUCUAUAGAAGAGACCUGAUCAAGACAGCAAAGUCU